CAGGUCCCUUACCACGAAACUCCAAACUGCCUUGAAACACGAUCCUCCACAGAAUCCCCGUCAACGCCACGAACGAUGUCUCUCGCACGAACCCUCCUCUCCGCCCUCCUCCUCGCCACCACCACCACCUUCGCCCAAACCCACACCGAAUGCAGCCCCCUCAACUCCACCUGUCCUCCAAACCCCGCCCUGGGAACCGAACUCCUCGAAGUCUUCAACUCCUCCUCCACCGAACUAAACUCCAAAUACUGGCACUUUGACGGCGGUCAAGAGCUCGUUUCGUUCGGCAAAGAUGGCGUCCACCUAUCGCUCAAGGAGAAAGGCGAUACCGUUACCAUCAAGUCGAACUUUUACAUCUUCUUCGGGACACUGGAGUUUAUCAUGAAAGCCGCUCCCGGGAAUGGGAUUAUCAGUACGGUCAUUCUGUUGAGUGAUGAUCUGGAUGAGAUUGAUUGGGAGAUCAAGGGUGGGAAUACGACGGCUGUGUCGAAUAAUUACUAUGGAUGGGGCAAUCAAGACCAACGAUUCGCUGAAGAUCCCGCUCUCGACGGUCCGCAAAAUGACUACCACAACUACACGAUCGACUGGACGCAGGAACGCAUCGAGUACCUGAUUGACAGCAACGUCGUGCGGACAGUACACUACGACGAACCAGGUCUCUACCCGCAAACUCCUUCGCGCGUACAAUUCGGCGUCUGGUGUGGUGGAUGUUCCAACCAACCAGGAACAGUCGAGUGGGCAGGUGGAGCGCCAGACUUCAGCAAAGGCCCCUUCACAGCCUCCAUCGCCUCCCUCCGCGUCACCGACGCCCACACCAACGCCUCCACCUACACCUGGUCCGACCGCACGGGCUCCUACCAAUCCAUCGCCGUCACGGCCGGAAAAUCCGAAGCCUACAAAGCCAUCCACCACGAAUCCACCCGCGCCAAACUCUCCUCCACCUGGGCGGGCAUGUCCCCCGGAGCGAAAAUCGGCGUCGCGGCGGGGAUAUUGGGCGCCGUGGCGGUGGCGGCGGUGGCGUUUGCGGCGUAUUGUGUGAGGGAACGGAAGGCGGGACGGGCGGAGAGGGCGAUGCAUGAGAUGCAGUGGGAGAAGCAGGAAGAGGAGAAUUUGGAGUAUCGGAGGAUGAUGAGUGGUGGGGAGGGGGUGGAGAGUCAGAGGGUGUUGAUGGAGGGGAAGUGGAAUGGGAGUGGGUAUGGGAGGUUGUAA
This is a messenger RNA of Zymoseptoria tritici IPO323, 1209 nucleotides long. RefSeq lists its product as uncharacterized. The record is from RefSeq and is a predicted model, not a curated record. The transcript is spliced from 3 exons. Gene Ontology annotation, molecular function: glycosyltransferase activity; hydrolase activity, hydrolyzing O-glycosyl compounds. The coding region runs from base 76 to 1209 and encodes 377 amino acids. Gene Ontology annotation, biological process: fungal-type cell wall organization; carbohydrate metabolic process. Gene Ontology annotation, cellular component: fungal-type cell wall. Lineage: Eukaryota; Fungi; Ascomycota; Dothideomycetes; Mycosphaerellales; Mycosphaerellaceae.